AUGGCUACCACGAAAGCUAUUCCAGCAGCGGUUUCUGACAAGACGUCCGAUACUGCUCAACAAGCUGCUAAAACGCCGUUGCAGUUGAUAUCCCAAGGAGCCUGCCUCCCAGGAAUCCCAAGACAUCCGAGCUUUACUGCGCAAAGACAAUGGAUCCUGGAACAGAUGGCGCUUGCUUUCCGCGUGUUCGCUCGAAAGGACUACACGGAUGGUAUGGCUGGGCAUAUUUCCGUGCGCGACCCAGAGAACCCGCACACAUUCUGGACAAAUCCAUUGGCAGUGCACUUUGGAAUCUUAAAGGCUAGUGACAUGAUUCUGGUCAACUACGAGGGCAUGCCGAUUGGGGGGAAUAUGAGCCGUCCCGCGAACGCUGCCGGGUUCCUCAUUCACAGUGCUGUACAUAAGGCUCGGCCGGAUGUUGAGGCUGCCUGCCAUACCCAUAGCCCCCAUGGUAUGGCAUGGAGCGCUUUCGGACGGCCGCUGGAGAUGUUGACGCAGGACGCUGCUUACUUGUAUGGGGACGCGCAGGCAGUUUAUCAGGAAUUUGGUGGUGUUGUGCUGACCGAGGAAGAAGGCAACCGUAUUGGUGCUGCGCUAGGGCCAACAGGCAAGGGUAUGAUAUUGCAGAAUCAUGGCCUUCUCACUGUGGGAUCGACGGUCUCAGAGGCAUGCUUCCUAAUGACCCUUAUGGAGCGUGCUUGUCAGUGCCAAUUACUUGCGGAGGCUGCAGCGGCAAAUGGCCUGGAAAAGAUCUAUAUCCCAGAUGAAAGUGCUAGAUAUACCUUCGAGAACUCAAGUGAGCCUGAAACGCUGUAUUGGGAAGGCCAGCCAGAUUUACAGUUUGAGGAAUACAUGAGCAAGGGCGAACAUCAGAAGUAA
Aspergillus steynii IBT 23096 is the source of this 879-nucleotide messenger RNA. RefSeq names its product arad-like aldolase/epimerase. The transcript is spliced from 4 exons. The coding region runs from base 1 to 879 and encodes 292 amino acids. The record is from RefSeq and is a predicted model, not a curated record. Lineage: Eukaryota; Fungi; Ascomycota; Eurotiomycetes; Eurotiales; Aspergillaceae. Gene Ontology annotation, molecular function: actin filament binding. Gene Ontology annotation, cellular component: cytoskeleton.